Selaginella moellendorffii is the source of this 2408-nucleotide messenger RNA. Its product is annotated as ankyrin repeat domain-containing protein 13C. Bases 269 to 2308 code for a protein of 679 amino acids. The transcript is spliced from 2 exons. NCBI's taxonomy places the organism in Eukaryota, Viridiplantae, Streptophyta, Lycopodiopsida, Selaginellales, Selaginellaceae. Gene Ontology annotation, molecular function: protein binding. Gene Ontology annotation, cellular component: cytoplasm. The record is from RefSeq and is a predicted model, not a curated record.
UCGCUGCUCGUUUUGGUGCCCAGUCCGCCAUAGCCAACGAAGAAAGAAGGCGAGCCAGGGUAGCCUUCUUGCUAGGGUUUCGCAUUCUCUCCUACCCCAGCUGGUUUCUCUGUGCGGCUGUGCGCAUUCUUCCCUCCCGUGCUGCUGGAUUUCGACCAUGGCGUAAUCGCGUACCAGGUUUGCAAGGCAUUGUGAUCUUCUCCCCAGGAUCCAGCUGAUCCGUGGGCUAGAUCUCCCGAAAGCCCUGGUUCUUGCGGGGUAGUAUGAGAUGAGCAAGACGAUGGGGCAGGAGAUUAACCAGUACGCCCACAGCCCCGUCCACUGGGCCGUUGCCAGGGGCGAUUACCCGGCGCUCAAGCGGAUUCUCAGUGGCCUUCCCCGCCUCGCCAAGCCUGGCGAGGUUCGCACGGAGAUCGAGUCGAUCCAGGCGGAGGUCAAGGCCGACGCCAUCGCGGCGGUGAUAGAUCGCCGAGAUGUGCCCAACCGGGAGACGCCACUGCAUUUGGCGGUCAAGAUGGGUGACGAGACGUCGGUGGAGAUGCUCAUGCAAGCCGGGGCGGAUUGGAGCCUCCAGAACGCGCAGGGAUGGAGCGCCCUCCAGGAGGCGGUGUGCGCGCGAGAGGAAGGCAUAGCCAUGAUCAUCACGAGGUACUAUCAGCCCAUGGCUUGGGCGAAGUGGCUCCGGCGGCUGCCGAGAGUGGUAGGAACAAUGCGGCGGAUGAGAGACUUCUACAUGGAGCUCACGUUUCACUUCGAGAGCUCGGUCAUUCCUUUCAUCUCCAGGAUUGCUCCCAGCGACACUUACAGGAUAUGGAAGAAGGGUGCCAAUCUCAGGGCGGACAUGACACUCGCGGGCUUCGAUGGUUUCAGGAUCCAGAGGUCGGACCAGAGCUUUCUCUUUUUGGGCGAUGGAAGCGACGACGGCAAGCUCCCUUCCGGGACCCUCUGUGUUCUCAGCCACAAAGAGAAGGAGAUCAUGAACGCUUUGGACGGUGCCGGAGUCCAGCCCACGGAGUCCGAGAUCGCGCAAGAGGUGGCGGUUUUGUCACAAACCAAUAUCUACAGGCCGGGGAUCGAUGUCACACAGGCCGAGCUCCAGCCGCAUUUGACGUGGAGGAGGCAAGAGAAAACCGAGAUGGUGGGCUCGUGGAAGGCGAAGAUAUACGACAUGCAUCAUGUGACUGUCAGUGUCCGGUCGCGAAGGGUUCCAGGAGCCAUGACAGACGAGGAGCUGUUCGCUUCAGAAGAGGCCGAGGGAGAGGACGACGAAGACUACACCGAUCUUCUAACCGAGGAGGAGAAGCAGCAACUGGACUCGGCGCUCAAGGCCGAGAAUGGCGAGUUUAUCGAGAAGGGAUUUGACAAGGGUGGCAAGGACAACAGCAAGCUUCGCAGGCGCUUGGAGAACGGGGGGGAUGAUAUUAUAUUGGACGGAUUGCUCGACGAUGAUAUGAGCGUAGGGGGUGCUUCGUCUGGCUCGGAUAUCCACAGGGAGGACAGGAAGAGCUGGUUUAGCUGGGGGAAGAAGAGCGUCAAGCAUGAAAACGCAAAGAAGGUGGAGCCGGCAAGGAAGUCUCUCAGCGUAGAAGUAGAGCGGGGUGGCAGGAAUAACAGCAGAAAGUCUUUCGACAGGCGACCAUCGAAUUAUAGAGCGGAGGACACAUUCGAGCUCAAGAAGGGAUACAUGGACAAGCCUGCCAGGAAGAGCGUAAGCAGGGAGUCGAUUCACAAGCCUGGAAAGGCUGGCGCUGAAAACGAGUACCAGAAGGGAUUGAGGCCGGUGCUGUGGCUCACGCCGGAUUUUCCUCUGAGCACUGAGGAGUUUGUGCCGCUGCUGGACAUCCUGUCCAACAAAGUGAAAGCGAUCCGGAGGCUACGUGAGCUCUUGACAACCAAGCUACCGACUGGAACGUUUCCAGUCAAGCUGGCCAUACCAGUAGUGCCCACCAUCAGAGUCGUCGUGACUUUCACUCGCUUUGACGAGAUCCGCGCGCCGUCGGAGGAGUUUUCCACGCCACUCUCGAGUCCUCGCCACUUCCAAGACGCAAAAGCCAAGGAGGGCGAUGCUCCGCAAGCACAGGCAUCAUCGGCGAGUUCAUGGUUUUCGUGGAUGCGACCUCACAGCCAGGCAAGCUCGUCGGCGGUGUCGGACGAUCACGGGCCCGACUUGGUGGAUCCGUUUCUCAUCCCCAGUGACUACACCUGGGUGGACGUGAACGAGAAGAAGCGGCGAGCCAAGGACAAGAAAUCGAAGAGCAAGAAGAAUAAGAAGCCUCCUCCAGCGCAGGGAGAGACAACGAAGGGCUAGUCUGCUUGCUAGCUCUCACCAGUUACAACAAACAAAGGCUUUUGGAUUUUAUUUUUUGUAGGCGAUUCACACGAAAUGAAAUUCUUGUGUUCUUUCUUCA